AUGAGCUUACAGGAAGAAAGGAAAAAGGCGCUAGACUAUUUAGCACAGCUGGGAAUAAAAGAGACAAAGGCACAGGAGCUGAUGGAAAACAAAAGAGUCAGAAAUGUGAUAGAAAAGAUUGAAAUGCAGGUAGAGAAGCCAGGGGCGCUGGAAACGGAAAAGAAAAAGCUAUUAUAUAAGGUUAUUGAGCUAGCACCAACGGCAGAAGCAGCGGGCAAAUAUGUAGAACUGAUUAAAAUAUCAGAAAUAAAAACAGAAGUUGAUAUAAAAAACGCAGAUAGUAUCAUUAAAAAUGGCGCAGAAGAGAUGAGUAACCAAGAGAUUAUAGACCGUAUGAAGAAAAACGUGCCAAGCUUAGUGGAGAUGGAAGAGGUUGCAUCUGCAGUGAUUGAAGAGAAUAUGGGGGAGGCAAAGGCCAAGGUGCUGAGAGAGUUAAAGCACCAUCCAAGACUGCAGUUUGUUGCACCAAAAACAAUUCUUGAGUUGAUGAGUAAACUAGAGAUUAAAAGUAAAGAAGACCUUAGCAAGAAGAAGAUAGAGCCCAGUGGCGAGGGAUUGACAGAAAAGGCGAUUGAGGAAUUGCUUGAAAUGGCCACCCAGGUGCAGCCGCCCACUAGACUAAUAAAUAAAAAAUAUCAACAGCUGACAAUUCCAAAGGAUCUGCACAGUAGUAAAGACAGAAAAUGGACUAGAUAUCUUGAAGGAGAGAUGCAAACGAUGCACACUCCAUUUACUAACUAUCAGAAAAAUAAUGAUAUUCUUAGAGAGCACAUUAAAAGAACAAAGGGACAGGUUCGAGUUCGUUUCCCACCAGAGCCAAAUGGUCAUUUACAUAUUGGGCAUGCAAAGGCAAUGAGCAUAAAUUUUGGGUAUAAGGAAUUUUACAAUGGGUGGAUAUCCUUGCGGUAUGACGACACUAAUCCAAAGGCAGAGAAGACCAAGUAUUACGAGAAAAUAAAAGAGAUGGUUGAGUGGAUGGGGUAUAAGCCAGACGCAAUCACGCAUGCAUCAGACUACUUUGACAGGCUGUACGAGUGUGCGCUAGAUUUAAUUAAAAGAGGGAAGGCGUACGUAUGUCAUUUGAGCCGAGAGGAAGUGGCUGAGAAAAGAAAAGAGACUAUGGCUACCAAAAUAGAAGAAAGUGCAGCAGAAAAAGAAAAAAUCAUCAGUCCAUGGAGGGACAGGUCUAUUGAGGAAAAUCUAGAGCAUUUCCAAAAAAUGAAGGAGGGGCAUUACAACGAAGGAGAGGCAGUCCUAAGAAUGAAAAUGGACAUGGAGAGUGACAAUCCACAGUUAUGGGACUUAAUUGCGUAUAGAGUAGUAAAACAUCCCCAUGUAAGAACAGGCGAUAAGUGGAUUAUUUAUCCGUCAUAUGACUUUACACAUUGUUUGACUGAUUCAUUCGAAGAUAUAACCCACUCUUUCUGCACAACAGAAUUUAUCAAUUCUCGGGAGAGCUACAACUGGCUGUGCGAUGCACUGGAUUUAUACCGGCCUGUGCAGUGGGAGUACUCCAGGCUGAACAUAACAGGCGCUCUUCUUAGUAAGAGAUACAUAACAAAGGCAAUAAAUGAGAAAAAGUUCACAGGAUGGGAUGACCCGAGGCUUAGCACACUGGAAGGACUUCGCAGUAAGGGAGUGCCAGCUUACAGCAUUCGCCGCUUUGUAGAGUCACUGGGAAUAACCACAGUAACAAGUGAAAUUCCUAUGCACAAUCUUGAGAACAUCAUUAGAGAAGACCUUUCACUCUCCUCCAAGUCAGUUGCUAUACUGAGCCCACUGAAAGUUAUUACUCCCACUGGGCCGAUUCUAAUAGACCAGAAAGACUUUAGAAAGGGCGAGCCUAUAUCCACAUUCUACAGAAUACAGAGAGGGAACACUGUUCUGUUAAAGAACCUUGGUCCACUUACGCUGGUGGAUGAGGAGAAGCGAGUCUUAGAGAAAUCAGAGAAUCCACACAAUGCAGUGAUUCCCUGGCUUGGCACAGAUUCUCCCACAGCCAUAUUAGAAAUAGUACAGGAUAAAGAAAUAGUGGAGUAUACAACAGCCCGUGUAUCACAGGAAAUAUCCAAAUCCCCUGUGGGUGUAUACUGGCAGUUCUUAAGAAUAGGGUUCUUUGUUAGGAUAGAAGACAAGCAGAAUCUUCGCUUUAGAAUGGUGGUGGGGCUCAAAUCCUCUCCUCUUUUAGAAUAAUCUGUUAUUUAUUUCUAUAAUUGAAGAUAAAUUAUAAUUCAAAUUUCGCCUCUGUAUAUUACUAGAGAGUAAGAAAGAAUUACUAAACUAAAU
This is a messenger RNA of Nematocida parisii ERTm1, 2286 nucleotides long. Its product is annotated as glutaminyl-tRNA synthetase. Gene Ontology annotation, molecular function: ATP binding; glutamine-tRNA ligase activity. The record is from RefSeq and is a predicted model, not a curated record. Gene Ontology annotation, biological process: glutaminyl-tRNA aminoacylation; translation. Lineage: Eukaryota; Fungi; Microsporidia. The coding region runs from base 1 to 2193 and encodes 730 amino acids. Gene Ontology annotation, cellular component: cytoplasm; cytosol. The transcript has a single exon.